AAACCCAUACACAGAGAUACACAAAGGAGAUGGGAAACUUUCGUACGUUUUACCCCCCAAAACCCAUUUUCCUAAAAUUGUUUUUGUAAUUUGAACCGUGUCUGUGAAUAAAUGUGAAAAGCAACAACAAAGUGAUGAGGUGAAAAACGAGGAGGAGAAAAACAUUCAGAAGUCUUCUGUUUCUGCCUGGCGAAGAAAAAUAUGUUUUUUUUUUUGUAAAAGCAUAUUUCGUUUUAUUUUUUGGGUUGAACUUGGAGCAAACUGGAUUCACAACAAGGGCUUGUUAAUAUUGUUAACAUACCCAAACCACAUAAAGUAGUGGCUACCACUGAAGAUGGUGCUCAAGUUCCUUUUGGUAUUAUUCAAGAAAUCUAUGAAGCCUAUGUUUGUUUUCAUGUUUUUAAUUACACAACUGAAGUUGGUGGCAAAAUUGUAUUGUGUGUGAAAUAUUUCCAGAAUGGUUUUGGUUUUGAAAACGAAAACAAGGUUCAAAUUAAAGCUAAUAAUGUCUCCUUUUAAAAACCAGAGGUCUUCCAAGUCAUAAAUUGGAGGUUACGUCAAGCAGCAUGUUUUUAUGAUGACGAUUAUUUUGCGUCUGAAAAAGACGCCCAAGCAACUGAUGAUCAGGUGACUACGUUUGUUUUCGGCGCUAAUUUUUCGCUUUCGAUCGAUGCACAACGCGAGCGUCUUCCUAUAAGAAAAUACCGUGAUCACAUUCUCUUUUGCUUGGAAAAUUAUCAAGCAUUGAUACUUGUUGGUGAAACUGGCAGCGGGAAGAGUACACAGCUACCACAGUACCUAUAUGAAUUCGGAUGGCACACAAAAGGACUAAUUGGAAUAACAGAACCCCGAAGGGUUUCUGCAGUUACUCUCGCAGAUCGAGUGGCUGCCGAACGUGGCGAAAUGGUUGGUGAUAGUAUUGGCCUUGCUAUUCGAUUUGUAGAUAAGCAAUCAAAAUCAACAGCAGUGAAGUUCAUGACCGAAGGAGUACUUCUGCGUGAAAUGCUUGCAGAUCCUCUGCUCACACAAUAUGCCGUGAUUAUAAUUGAUGAGGCCCAUGAACGUAACACUUUAACAGACACAGCUUUGGGCUUAUUAAAAAAAAUUAUGAAAAAACGUGAAUCCCUUAAAAUAAUUAUUUCAUCUGCAACAAUAGACGCAGAGUUUUUUAAGGAAUUUUUCAAUAUCAAGACAAAAAAAUCAACAAAGGAUACUAGUGUUAUUCUGUCUGUAGAAGGUCGCAUGCACCCAGUGAAAACUUUUUAUUUACAAGAACCUUGUUCGGAUUAUGUUAAGGAAACAGUUAAUACAAUUUGGAAAAUUCACAAAAAAGAACCAGCGGGAGAUGUACUUGCGUUCUUGACAGGACAAGAAGAGGUCCUUCAAGCUAUCGACUUACUAAAUGAGUUCAAAAAUGCUGAAAAUUUAGAAAACAUACAAAUCCUUCCAAUGUAUGGUACGCUUCCGAAUAAUGAUCAAUUGAAGGUGUUUUUCAAUCCACCUAAGUUCACUCGAAAAGUCGUUAUUGCGACCAAUAUCGCUGAAACAUCAAUAACGAUUCCUGGUAUAGUCUAUGUGAUUGACUGCGGUUUCGUUAAAUUAAAAUGGUUCAAUUCUGAGAGUUAUACAGAUAGUUUAGUGGUGGUACCGGUGAGCAAAGCAGCGGCCCAGCAACGAGCUGGUCGUGCGGGUCGUGUUCGAGCUGGAAAAGUAUAUCGGCUUUACACCGAAGAAGAUUACAAGAACUUACCCGAACAAACACCUCCCGAGAUGCGUCGAACCGAUCUUUCUUCAACUGUACUACAUCUUAAAGCCCUGGGAAUUGAUAAUGUUUUACGAUUUCAUUUUCCUUCACCGCCACCGGCAAAAAAUUUACUAGCUGCACUAGAAACUCUGUAUGCUCUAGAUGCUCUUGAUGAAAAUGGAGACUUAACAAAACCUAUAGGUUAUCUACUAGCAGAAAUGCCGUUGCCAGCAAUGACAGCCAAAAUGUUAUACGUGGCUGGUCAGUUGAGAUGCAGUGAAGAAAUCUUAACAAUCAUCGCAAUGCUCCAAGUACAAUCAGUAUUUUCAAAACCAGCUACAGGACAGGGUCAAAUAAAACAAAGGAUUGCGAAAAGGAACUUUGAAGCUGCUGAAGGUGAUCUCAUAACCCUUCUAAACGUCUAUACAGCUUUUGUUGAUAAUGGUAGAACAAAAGAAUUCUGCGGUCGCUAUUAUCUUAUUUACCGUAGUCUGAAGAGAGCUCAUGAACUACGCACCCAACUGGAAUCAUUAAUUCAGUCAAAACUUGGUAUUCCAAUGUUCUCGUGCAAAGGAGAUGUAGAGCUUAUUUGUAAGUGCAUAACUGCAGGAUUUUUCCCCAAUGCCGCCUAUUUGCACCAUUCAGGAGUUUAUAAAACAAUACGUGGAAAUACCGAAUUGAACAUACAUCCGCUCUCGACAAUUUACACAUUGAAGCCACCCACUUUUGUAGUUUAUUGCGAGUUAAUGCAGACAACAAAGCUUUUUAUGAAGGAGUUAACGGUCAUUCGAAGUGAAUGGCUGACUGAACUCGCUCCACAUUACUAUCAUAAAACCACUGUUAAAGAUUAAAUAAAGAAAUAAAAUAAAUAACUUAAAAGUUCUAAGAAAUGUCUUUUCUGGAACUAGUACUCAUAAGUCACAACUCAAUGCAAAUUAGGUAAGUCAGUGGGUUCAGAAACGCCUAAAUAUUUAGGUAAGUUCGCGUCUCUUAUUGGGUAGCUGUCAAUAAAAAUCCUUCCAAAUUAGGCAAUUUUAUUGGUAAGCUAACUGGAAAGUUAAGCCUGAGCUACAUCAAAACACAAAGUCAAAAAAGUACAAAAAAGUAAACACGAUGUUUUUUUCUUCUUCCCCCUAGUAGCUUGUUUGUAUAUCUCUCUUUCAUUUUAAAAAAGUAUUCGAUUCAAAAAGCUUGAACAAGACCAAGCUUUCAAUUUUCACAAAGUUUUAAAAACAAACACACUGAAACAAUAUUUUAUAUCCUUCCCGUAAGGUAGCUCUUCGAUCAUAUAGUUCCUGUCAUUUUGCGAAAAAAAAGCUCUUUUGAAAAACAAUAAUUGAAAUUUCAAAUACAGUCGAUUCCCUAUA
Molecule: messenger RNA, 3111 nt
Organism: Episyrphus balteatus (marmalade hoverfly)
Lineage: Eukaryota; Metazoa; Arthropoda; Insecta; Diptera; Syrphidae
Product: ceramide phosphoethanolamine synthase-like
Exons: 8
Coding region: 904-2595 (563 amino acids)
Biological process (GO): phospholipid biosynthetic process
Cellular component (GO): membrane; catalytic step 2 spliceosome; intracellular anatomical structure
Molecular function (GO): phosphotransferase activity, for other substituted phosphate groups; ATP hydrolysis activity; RNA binding
Source: RefSeq, a predicted model, not a curated record